Molecule: messenger RNA, 597 nt
Organism: Meloidogyne enterolobii
Lineage: Eukaryota; Metazoa; Nematoda; Chromadorea; Rhabditida; Meloidogynidae
Source: the annotation of a GenBank genome assembly
AUGGAAGACCAAAAUAUGGAGGGGAGGGAAUUACGCAUUCCCGUUGUGAUGGUUCUGUUUGUUCUUUUGUGUUAUUGUGGAAUUGGGGGUUUAUUGUUUUGCAAAUGGGAAGGAUGGUCUUACUUUGAGGGUUUCUACUUUUGUUUUAUUACAAUGGCAACAGUCGGAUUUGGAGAUAUUGUUCCAACUCAAUCUUCCACUUAUAUCAUUUUAGCUUACAUAAUAUUUGGCUUAUCAUUAGCAACAAUGUGUAUUGACUUGGCCGGCACAGAAUAUAUCAGAAAAAUUCAUUAUCUCGGCUCGAAGAUGGAAGAUGCCAAAGGUACUGUAAUUACUGGACUUAGGGCUGGAGAGUAUAUUCUUAAACAUAGAGGCAUCGAAGUAAUUAGAACAGCUAGCGGCAAAUUGAUACAAGUUGGUGGGGCAAUGCUAAGUCUUAAACAAGCAAGAGAGUUGGGUGUUAGUUAUGUUCUAUCAGAACUUGAUUUGGACAGUAAAAAUUCAAAAAAUAAAUUGUAUGAUCCUCCUAGUGCUGCUGUACAGAGAUUAUUAAAAGGAAAAAAUAUUAAGGUAAAGUUCAACGGGACUUUUGUGUAA